Messenger RNA from Gastrolobium bilobum, 507 nucleotides. RefSeq lists its product as uncharacterized. Lineage: Eukaryota; Viridiplantae; Streptophyta; Magnoliopsida; Fabales; Fabaceae. The coding region runs from base 1 to 507 and encodes 168 amino acids. The record is from RefSeq and is a predicted model, not a curated record. The transcript has a single exon.
AUGGCGCGUGGUAACAAUAAUCGUCCUCCACCCGCUGGUAGCUCUGCUUGUUCAUCUCUUGUUCAUCCUUCUCCUAACAUGGAGGAUAUCUCUAGCCCCUACCACCUUUCUAAUGCCGAUCAUCCAGGCAUCAUUCUCAUUCCUCAUUCUCUACUUGGUCCUAAUUAUAACUCUUGGCGCAGAUCCAUGUUUCUUGCCUUAACUGCUAAGAACAAAGUGUCAUUUGUUAAUGGUUCCCUUCUUCAACCCACUGUUGAUGAUCUCCUUUUUUCUUCUUGGAAUCGAUGCAAUUCCAUGGUCACUUCAUGGAUCCUCAAUUCUGUCUCGAAGGAUAUCGCGAACAGCUUGAUGUAUUUUUCUACGGCUUACGAUCUUUGGGCUGAUCUCCGUGCCCGAUUUCAUCAGGCCAAUGGACCCAGAAUUUUUCAGUUGAAACAACAGAUAUCGUCUCUUCAUCAAGGUGCUCUUGAUGUUAAUGGUUACUAUAUGAAGCUCAAGAUUCUCUAG